Molecule: messenger RNA, 6032 nt
Organism: Lethenteron reissneri (Far Eastern brook lamprey)
Lineage: Eukaryota; Metazoa; Chordata; Hyperoartia; Petromyzontiformes; Petromyzontidae
Cellular component (GO): cytoplasm
Molecular function (GO): glycosyltransferase activity
Source: RefSeq, a predicted model, not a curated record
AUGUCGCACGGGGUCUCCCACAGCAAGAAGGAGUUGCCCCCAGCAACGCACAAGCGCGAUUCGUCGAUUGGUGGUGGGGGGAGAGAAAUUGUCAUUCGCGUCGAUACCCUGUACAAGGGCAUGACCCCCACCGCGAAGAUGCUUCUCUCAAGGUUGCUUCUCGCAGUGCGUGGAGCAGCGAGCAACUUGCUCCACCUGUGCUGGCCAGCAUCGUCUUCUUCUCUUAAUAAAAAGAAGUGCUUCCGACGCCUGGCCUGCCACUCGUGCGUCGUCUUCUCGCUCGUGUCCGCUCUGCUGCUGCUCCAGGCCUCCCACCAAGUGACCCUCCAAAGCCGCCAGUCACCGUCUCGGCAAUCGCUCCUGCAGCGGCUGCGUCAGACCGUCGCCGGCCAAACGCGACCGAGCCAAGCGGCGGCCGGCCAGGGCGCUCAGAGCCUUCUGCCCGUCGACCGCGCGGGCACCAAACGCCCGCGCGGCAUGGAGGAGGAGGAGGAGGCACUCCAGUGGCCGACUGCCAUCGGUCACGCAGCCCCCGGACAAAGAGAUGCUCAGAAAUUCGCCGCCAAAAACGCGGCCGCUGGAAAACCGCAGGCCGCGCUCCCAGGUGCUGUGCGUCUGGAUGAGACGCGUCUGAACGGAACCCACGGAGUCAACAAACAUUCGGCUCCGACUGGGGACAGUCACACUCAGAGAGGUCAAGGCCACAAGAUCGAUAUGAAUGACACCGGGGAGGCGCGAGAAGGACUGAACAACAAACCACAUGCCGAGGACCUGGGGGGUUGGUGGCACCUUGUCCCCGGCACCAACACCUACCUGCUCUCCGCUCAUCUCGAUGAUCGCUUCAAGAUGGGUGCGUUCGUGCGGAUCCUGACGGUUUCACCGCGCAAAGAGGACCCUGACCUGUGCUGCACUCACUGGCGUCAAGGCAAGAGAAAUACGACCAUCCGCAUAUAUGAGCGGGAACUGCAUCCAGCUCAUUAUAGCUACAGGUACGCGGUUCACAGCCUGCUGUGUCUCAUUCCCCCGUGGCAGUCGCCGCCCGACCGCGUGUCGGUUGCCCUGUGCAAGCUGGAUCCACCGGCAGAGAGCGAAGGCCGUACCUCGCUACUCGUGCACCGUCCGACGGGCCCCAAGGUAGAAUUUGCCGUGUGCCUGCCCAUGCUCUUUGGCCGCUACGACCGGCUCCUUCACCUGCUUCAGAGCGUCGAGUUCUAUCGCCUUCUGGGCGCGAGCCUGGUCACCGUUUACAACUACAGCCUGGGCCCGAACGUGGACGCGGCACUGCACCUGUACGCCAAGGCGGGACUGGCUAAUGUGUUGCCCUGGCCGGUGAGCGAGCAUCUCAACGUGUCCACGGGAUGGCGCUUGGACCGGAACCCCGGCGACGUCCACUACUACGGGCAGAUCGGCUGCAUGACCGACUGUCUGUACCGCUCGGCGCAUCGCGCCCGCUGGGUCUUCAUGAACGACAUCGACGAAGUCGUGGUGCCGCACGCCUUCGCCAACUGGAGCGAGAUGGUGAGCGCCCUGUCUCCGGUGGGUGGCGAGAGCAACGGCGAGCAGCGCUUCUCCGUUUUCACGUUCAUGAACGGCAUCUUCCCACUGGAGCCACACGCCAUCUACCGCAAGCUGCCCGCGCGCGCCUGCGUGCACGAGAGCGAGGCUGACGUGGACUACUUGCGCACGCUCAGGCUCGUCACGGAUGGCAGGGCGACCAAGGUGCUGGUGGACUCGCGCUCGGUGGUGCACCAGGGCGUCCACCGCGCCGACACGCUGCUGCAGGGCGCGCUCGUGCUCAACGUGCCCGAGCAGGCGGCCCUGCUCCACCACUACAAGUCCGUUGGGGCGGCGCUGUUCCAGCCGGGGACAGAGAACGUGACGGAGGACCGGGCGACGCUGCUCUACAGGGAGCAGCUGCUUCCCCGCGUGCACGCCAUGCUGGCCAUGCUGUGCGCGCAGGGCGGGCCCCACGUGGUGCCUAAGCAGGCGUCCAAAUCUGCCAAACGUCCCACGAAAAAAAGGCCCAAGACGUAGAGAACGCUCCGCGCGUAACGACACUUUAUUUUUCUUCUCGUCAGCUUUCCCGUUGUGGGAACGUUGGUGGAAGACUUGAUGAAAAAAAAUAGUAUAUAUUCUUAAGAAAAAACUUUCAUACUUGACUCUCUUUUUAUUGAGAUAUUUUGUUGGUUUGGUCACUGUGAAUGUGAAAUGCCUGGGUGCCAACACUAACUAAGGAAGGAUGCGAUCUCCAACAUAAAUUACACGUUUGUGAUUACAAUGUGGUAGAUUUGUAAAAUAACUGGUCUUUAGUCUGAUUUUAAUUAUUUUUCCAGGUGGUAUAUAAAUCCUAGAAAGCUGCUGUAUGGGAUAGGUAUUUUAAAUUUGAGCGGUGGUGCACUACUACUGCGCUAUGAAUCGAACUAAUCAAAUUUGGUUCCCGGCCACGGCUCACAUCAGUGGCGAGUGAUAUUUGGACUGGUCUUUAAUCAAUGCUCUCCCACCUCCCCUCGUCCCUUUUCACUAACCCAGCACUGACCAGAGUGGUGAAAUAUAGUCAAACAACCCCCACGACUAACGCUGCGUCAGGAGGAGGCCCUUAUCGAGUGGUGGACAUUUUACGCGUGUUAUUUUAUACUACGGGAUUCAAUAUCUUAACGCAACCUCAUCUCAAGACGCCACGCAAAAUGGUGGGACAUGCACACAGGUUUGUUCGUUGAGAUGAGUUACCGCUAGUAUAAAUAAAAGACUGCACAUUAAAAUGUACGCAAGCUAGAAUAGGCUGAUGGCCAACUCUGCACCCGAUUGGCAAUGCGUUCUUGCAUUCGGAAAGACAGAUUUGAGGUUUGUGAUGUCCUCUUAACCAUGCAAGAAAUCAAGACUGGCUGUUAUUCUCAUAGGAUGUGUCGCCGAACUUACCAGGCCACGUUUUGACAUCUUUUCCACGCACAUAUAAGUAAAGCUAAGGUGCAGCUCUGCAAUUACUUGCUCACGCUCCUGCAGGUGAAAGGGCCUCCACUAGACAGUGCUACAGAGCCCUUCUCGGGGGUGUUUUUUGUGGCCGACUCUUCCACGCUUGCCACAUGUCUUGGAAGAAGUGGGAGCACCCCCACACUUUAACCCCAUUGCAACCGAUCUUCAGAUCGACUAACUGGUGGGCAGUAGAACCCCUUUUAACGGCGGUAAUUGGUUCGAUGAAACCGGCCGUUAAAUGAUUAGGUCGUUAAGCGAGUAUAGGAAAUAUAUGUCACAGGCUUAAUUAGUUUCGAUAGCAUCGAAAGUUACCUCUUUUUACCAAAAAAGUACUUUAUAAUACUUAAACAAUGGAUAUGAAUACAUAAAGAUACGAAAGACAUACACACAUCAUGUUAAAAGGAAACAUGGUUAAUCAAUCAAUUAAUAUUUUCUGUACCGCCAAUAGCCCAUCGUUAACAGGGGAAUGAUCGGUAAGCGAACACAGUGGGCUCUAUGGAGGCACUACACUACUAUACACUACACUAUACACUACACUAUACACUACAAUAUACACUACUAUACACUAAACUAUACACUACUACUAUACACUACACUACUAUACACUAUACACUACACUAUACACUACAUUACUAUACACUACACUACUAUUCACUACAAUACACUACUAUACACUACACUUCUAUAGACUGCACUAUAUACACAAAUUUACACAACACUACUAUACACUACACUACUAUACACUACACUACUAUACACUACACUACUAUACACUACUAUACACUACACUACUAUACACUACACUAUACACUACACGACUAUACACUAUUAUACACUACACUACUAUACACAACACACUACUAUACACUACACUACUAUACAAUACACUACUAUACACUACACUACUAUACACUACACUACUAUACACUACACUAUACACUACACGAUACACUACACUACUAUACACUACACUAUACACUACACUACUAUAUACAACACCCUACACUACUAUACACUACACUAUACACUACACUAUACACUACACUACUAUACACUACACUACUAUACACUACUACACACUACACUACUAUACACUAUACACUACACUACUAUACACUACACUAUACACUACACGACUAUACACUACUAUACACUACACUACUAUACACAACACACUACUAUACACUACACUACUAUACAAUACACUACUAUACACUACACUACUAUACACUACACAUUGGGCACAAUGGAGACCCGUCGUUAAGCGAUUAGUCGUUGACAGGGGUGGUCGCUAAGAGGGGUUCUACUGUACUCGUUUAUACUGCUGGGUGGACAGAGGAGGGUUUUUAUUUCAUAAACCUGGGCCCUUUGUUUCAACUGCUGUACCGGGAGAUUGAACUGGCAAACCCCUCUCUAUACACACACACGCACGUAUGCAUAUGUAUGUUGAACUUCUUUCGCACGGUACAUAGCCAACCGUGCUAAUUGGAGGUGCGGGUGGAAGCAGUGGUGAGCACACUGGACUCUCAGUCCACAAGACAUCAGCUAAACCAUCAUUUGUACUCCGUUGGACUUGGAUUUGCCUGAUUAAUUAAUUUAGUGUUGUCCGAUAGCUAACAGCCAAUGCGAUCCGAGCACUAAAUAUCAUGUGAUGUCCAUCUCCGGCAAAUCUAAUGGGAUGAAUCUUGAUGUCGUUUGACAACAGUAAGAAAUGCCUUGCGUUUGUUUUCUUCUUUCAAUGUCGGCCCAAUGAGUUAUCGUAGCGGAUGAUUUUACACGGGUGUUUUUAUUUUUGGUACGAUUUUUCUGUGGAGAACUGACGGCAAUGCAACACAACGUCUUGUGGCUCAUCCCAUUUGGCACUAGAAACCACGGUGACCACGAAGAAUGUGUGGCAACGUUCAUGGAUGCAAAGUUCUUUGAAAUGCCUGAGGUUUUUUUUUCUUGAGUUACACUGUAGUGGCAGAUGUUACUGUGUGUGUGUGUGUUUUUAUAUCGCCUGUGCUCGUUCAGCCGUACGCACACGUCCCAUUUUGACUGGAUAUGGGUUUCUGGUUUUUAAUUUUAUUGUUCGCUUCGGUUUGAACUGCUCAAGGUCGGUGCACACAAUCGUGUGAUCUGCCGGUGUAUUGAAUGUAUUUCUUUUUUUUUCUACACCUGCCUUUGCGCCUGGGAGGGAAGUUUUGCGGUGACGUUAGCAGUGAUUUUUUUAGGAGAUUUCAUAUCGCGGUGGCAGAUUCUGUCGCCGAUGUUGUUCGAUGACUAUUUUUAGACCGUUAGGUUGGUUCACACAGGAUUUUUGUUGGCCUCCUUUCGUCCGAACGUCACGCAUCUUUUGUUAAGUAAUAACCUGUUCACGCCGUGGUGGGGUAAGCGUAUUAUCAUUAGGUGAACGCUUUGUACGAGUGUGUUCAUAGUUUGCGAGCGGUAGCAUCGUGUGGGGCUGGCGCUCUGCACUUCAAAACCGGUCACCUGAGUGUAAUUCGCCGCCACAGCUAAAUAUGAGCUCGCUAACUUCACUCACACCAAAAGGAUAUAAGGCUACAUAGCACAUAUUUUUCUUUGUGUCAUAGUUUGGGACUAUUUAAUGUCUAAAUUAGGUCCAAACUAUUAACCUUAAUAGGUGCAAAUCUAAAUUACAUCAACAUCUCUUAUGUUUGAGCAAAUUUCACUUCGUCAACAAACUGUCAAUUAAAUCAGAGAUUGACACUAUUUACAUCGUCGCAAUUGUCUUUUUCCUUACGUCCCUGAAUUAAGACUUUGUAUCUUCAUUACUGCCACCCAAUAAGCCUCGUUUUUUAUUCAAAGCAGUUGGCUCCAUACUCUUAGGUUUUUUCGGUAAAGUCACGUAGGUAAAAAUAAUAAUAAAUAUAUAAAAUAAAAAAAUAUAAAAUGAAAAUAACUAAAUUAAAUCACGACGUUUCGGAGGCAACACAAGUCUCCGUAUUCAGGUGGGACCGUCACAGCCAAAUUUACUGUAUCAAGUGAAGGGAAAUCCAAGUGACAAGAUCUUAUAUACUCGUUCAGGGGAGGGGGGAGGAGCUUAUCUAAAUGUGGCAGUC